GCAGACAUACAGACAACAAUCUGAACAGAAACACAGCAGUCUCCACCAUGUACCUUUCUGAACACCAGAAGAUCUGGAACAUUUGACACGAGAAUAAAACAAACAAACAAAACCCACAUUAACUCAAAGGGUUCUAUAAAUCCAAGUGAAGCUGGUAGUGGAACGAAACGGACCUCUAUCAACGCCGACAUGGCCAGUACUCAGACGAGUCUGAAAACCUCAUUCAAAGAUCUGACCUCGUUCAAGGGCAACAUGAAGCGGCUGUACCGAGAGAGGCUAGAGGACGUGCCCAUCAAGAAGAGGCUGAUGGCUGAGAUGAACCUGAAGCGACGCAGCCUAGACACCCUGCCCCAGACCCCCAAGGUGAAGAGGGAGUCUGGGGAGGAGCACACCCAGCCCCGGGAGGCAGAUAGAGSCAUGGAUAGAUCCAUAGAGAUGGACAGUAGAGGGGAGCUCCAGGUAUGUGGAGCCAAGGCUCUGGAUCUCAGUCCUGGGCUGAAACACACACUGGCUGCCUUCACCCUCAGCAGCCAAAGCUCUCUGGGGGGCCCAGCAGCCUUCUCCGCCCGCUCCGGCCACGAAGCCUCCCCCGAGGUCAGCCCUGAUUCCUGCUCCAGCAUGGCCCCUCUCCCCUCCCCACCAGUCCUAGGAGGUGGACCCCUCUUGGUGCCCAGCGACAGCUCCACAGAGUUAAGCCACUCCCUUCUAGAGGGUGAAUCAAUCUCCUGCUUUGCUGUCGGUGGGGAGAAACGCCUCUGCCUCCCCCAGGUGCUCAACUCGGUGCUCCGCGACUUCUCCUUGCAGCAGAUCAACGCAGUGUGCGACGAGCUCUACGUGUACUGCUCGCGCUGUGACGGUGAGCAGCUCCACAUCCUCAAGGUGCUGGGUAUUUUACCCUUCAAUGCUCCGUCCUGCGGCCUCAUCACCUUAACUGACGCCCAACGCCUCUGCAACGCCCUCCUCCGCCCGGGGGCUGUCCUCCCCUCCGAACCCGUCACCAAGCGGCCCGGCCAGGGGCUCCUAAAGGAGACAGAGUCUAGCUUCCAGGUGGAGCACCAGUGUCUAGGGAAAUGCCAGGGUCUGUUUGUACCCCAGUUCUACACACGCCCGAGGCGCCUGUGUAGUGGUGGAGUGCCAGCUGAUUUUUCACCGCAGAAGUUUGUGAUGCACUCACACAAGUCCCCGGACAAGAGCCUGCACUGGGGCUUUGACUCGGCCAAGUGGCCGUGCUACCUGCAGCUGGGGAGGAAGUAUCUGGGAACGCCUGAGGAGGCCGCAGCUCAAACUGCUGCUAGAGGACAUGAAGGACAAGUUCCACUACAACAAAGGACCACUGACAAAAAGGUGGAAGAUGAGGACAGGGACAGCCAGGUGAGGAGAUCGCGUCCUCCUGAGCCUCUGGUUUCUCCUAAUAGUAAACUGUCCGACAGCGAUGCAGCAACCAAGGCUAAAGCCCAGGCUACUCUGGUGUUCAACCGCUUGUUCCCCCACAUUAAGGAAGAGCCUGGYCACCCUGCCAUGGUCCAUCCCAGUCACUUCCUGUAUACAUAUGAUAAGAUGGUGGCUCCUAACGUGUCUCUGAGGGGUCAGCCGGAGGUCAGCCCUGAGGUACUGGGGGUGCUGCUCAAACACCACUACAGCAGGAGACUGACCCACGGCCACGGCGACACUGCUAUGGAUCUCCACGCCUCUCCUGUAGUUGACGAGACCAAGUCUCAGCAGCGCGUCGUUUCCGCUGCCGACCGGGAGCGCCAGCAGCCAGUUUCCAUGGAGACCAGCCCCGRCAACAAGAGUUAUUCUGCUGUAGCGGGAGCCGCGGCGACUGCGGCGGUAGCGUCAUCGGGAGCGGCGCUGGGGAGUAAAGAUGUUCUGUCCUCAGGCUGUGAGGACGACAAGGACAGGAUCGUAGUGGAGAUCGUUCAGAUUUACAGCAGGCAGCAGGAGAAACUGCACUCCACCCUGCACAAACAGCUGCAUCUAGAGAUGGAGUUGGAGGCGCUGCGUGGAGGCGAGGCAGCCAGGCUGCAGCAGUUGUCUGCAGAGCAGCGUGAGCUGCAGAGUGAACUGGAGGCGGUCCACACUGAGCACACCCAGAGGCUGGGGCAGGUGAGGGAGGAACAGAGGGAGCUGGAGCACAGGCUGGAACAGCUGCGACAGCAGAGGUGUGUGUGUGACAACAACAUACACACACACCAGGAGGCACACUACGCCAACCAGCUGGCAGAGCUGCGUGGGAGGUUGGACGGUGCGGAGGCUGACAGGGAGGAGCUCCAGGAGGAGUUGAAGAGGGAGCGGGACGCCCGGGAGAAGCUGGAGAGAAUCAUCUCUCAGCUCAAACACCAGAUGGACCAGACGGCUUCUUCCUCGUCUUCCUCGGCCACCACAAUUGCUACAGGGAGCCCCUCUUCACCCCCCACCCCCUCCACACAAACACCCCACACAGAGGGGCACAUCGCAGGCCUCGAGCAGCAGAACGGCCACGCUCAGAAGUAGCCCCUCACGAAACUCCCCUUUUCCGUUCGUCUCUCAACCCCCCCAAACCCCCACCGUUUUGUUCCUCCAACUCACUCCCUCAUCCCUCACCCCCUGCUGGCAGAGACAGCAGCCCUAGACAGACAGACAGAGUACUCUGUCCCCCAAGGCUGCUUCUCUCCACUCUGUCUCACGCGUUUCCUUCCUCGCCCCCCCUCAUUUUUACUUCUUUGGAAAAGGAACUCUCGUUGGUUUUUAUUUAAUAUCACAUCAAAUGAGUUUUAUGUAGUUUUAUUUUAUUUUUUAGACCCCCUAUCCUUAAACAGUAUUUACAUUUUGGGAAGUAUAUGUUUGUUUUAAUUUAUAGUUUUACUGAACAAACUAAUGACUGCUUGGCAGACCGAUAGGAGUUGGAUGUUUUUAGGACCCUUUCCUCCAUCCCUCCCUCCUUGGAUCUUGGACUUGCUGUUUUGUCGCCCCCAUAGAGACCGGGAAGUCAGUCAGACAGAAAGACAGUUCUCUCCUUGCACCCCUCGACUCUGUUCUGAACUGUGGUUACACUAGCGCUCAGUCGCUCUUUCUACUACUACCUUGCACGCCAACUGGAGCCAAGAUGGUGCCCGUGUGGGUGCUCUCAAUCUCUGUACAUACACCCAGCCCAGCCAUUCUGGACCAGSUACCAGCCACACCCAGCAGGAGACUGCAUUGACAGACAUUUUCAUUUCACCUUUGUUUGUUUUUGUACUCAUACCUAUUCAUGGAAAGAAGACAAAAGUUCUAAAUGUGUAAAACAAAUGAAAAYGUUAUUGUACAGAGCAUUUGCGGUCGUCAUUGUUAAGCCUACUGAAAAUGCUGAUGUGAUAUUAAGAUGUAAAGACAUAUGAGUGAUGCGACUCUGAGGACUGCUGAGGUUGUUGUGGUCUGGAACAACAACAAACCCCUGAACUAGUCUGGCUCGGUCUGUUUUGAUAGGACAUGUCACUCACACACAUACACACAUACACACACACACACACCAAAUUUCCUUGUGGAAAUCUGUCCUGUUUUUUUAGUUUUGAUUUCCCUGUUGGCAGCAGUUGGUGUGUUUGCCAUCCUCUCAUCUCUCCUCGUGAGAGCAGCAGAACCUAGCUGUCUGCUUGGUGGAAUGUGGGUCACAGGUGAARGGAAUUAGUGCAGAUUGACAGUGUGGUGUGGGCUGGCUGCUGCCUUGGAUCCAGGCCCCUGCUCCCUCUUUCCCCUCCGCGUUAUUCCAACUCACUGAACAAACCGAUCCCGAGAGGGAGGCGGGAAAGACCAGGAUGCAGGGAGUGAGGUACAGUCAAGCGGAGAGAGAAAUGGAGGCGGAGGAAGAGAGGAGUGGCAGAGAGACAGUCAGGGGUGGAGAAAAAAGGAAGAAAGGGGAUUGAGGUAGUGCAGGGGGCUGAUGCCCUCUCUCUCUCGGGCUGGGUGGGCCGGGAGCGGGUGAUGAGGAGGAGAGAGGAGCCUCUUUUGUCCUGUCAGAAUUGGGGCAGUUUCUAUAGUCUGGGGCCUCUCUCUCUUGCCCCCGGGGAGCUGGUACAGGAGCCCCUCUCUCUGCCACACACACACACACACACACAUAUAUACACACACACAUCGCCAUCUCUCCCUCCCACAAACGUACACACACACAGAACAGGGGUUUUGUCUAGUUGCCAGACAGUCUUUCUUUUAUAGCCAACCAGGCCGACUCAGAGCCAGGCAGCGUGUAAAUAGUUGUUUAAAAGAGGUAUUGGCCUUGGCUUUAACUCCCAAGCUGCUUUUUUAUGCAUCUGCUGUACAUGCAAGUUGAUAGACAUUCCACUGUGCUCAACCGUUCAAUGCAGAUCUCUAAAGAGAAUUCCCUACAACAUACUCAAUGCUCUGCCAGAGUACUAAAGUAUAGUAGGUCUUAUUUUGUAAUCGAGUUUCAACUAAGCUACAAAAAGUUAUUUUCACGAGGAGAAAAAAACCAACAAUGAAACUAACACCCUUGGUGUGUGAUGUGAAGUUCACUCGCAUGCAGAAAUAUCCRAUCCAUACUGCAAAUGUAUGCUCUCUACCGACCAUUGUUCCACAUAAACCUUUCUUGGAAAUUGUAAACAAAAUAAAGAAAUAAAAAUAUAUUUAAUGUAUUAACUAAAGAUUUAUAUUCACUUUGUACAUACAUUAGUCAUUUAAUAUAUUUACUGUGUUAUGGGAUGAUCUUUUAAAGGUUAUUAUAAUAUUAACUGGACCAGGCCUGAAGCUCUAAACAGCCCUGAUGUUUUUGUUAACUCUGAAUUCUUCAAAGAUUCACUUAACUUGUUGUUUACCCUGUUAAAGGGACACGCAGCAAUAUGACAAUACGCAGCUGAGUGACUUCCUGUUCACACAUUAUCAACAACCUAAUUCAAGAUUGACACUUGGCUCUUUCCAAAAAAAUUGAGCCAUGCCUACAUUGGGACUAACCAAUAGUGGCAGAUUUGAAUUUGUCGCUCUGCUGUGUACGACGAUAUCAUAUUGCACCUUUUUAAAGGAUGUAAACUUGCUGUUGGGAGUUUAAAUGCAUGGUGUUCAGAUGUGACCACCUGACAGAGGUCAGAGUUGAAUAGGAAAGAAAGAGCAUUGUUACAGUACAUCCCCAGAACUGAUUGCUUUCAUUUAUUUUCUUUUGUGGAUGAUUUCACCUUGAUAGACUGUGUAAUAAUGAUGUAUAAUCUUUCUCCCUUAAUACCUUCCCUUUUUGUGCGCUAAACCCUCAUCCCAGACAAUUUGAAAAUGCACCGAACAUUUGUUUAUAAUUUUUUUUUUUUUUUAAGAACUUGAAAAGAAACUAAACUUAAGUUUGCAUAUAACGAGUGGAUCGAUACCCCUAAUUAAUUUUGUUAGGUGAAUGAUUUCUUACUUCUCGCUGAGCCACUCAAUUGAUACGUUUUUGUAAAAAAAAAAAAGAGGAAAAAAAGGGCCCUGUCCUAAAUGGCACCCUAUUCCCGAUUUUGUAGUGCACUAUAUAGGGAAUAUGGUGCCAUUUGGGAUGCAGCCAGUGUCUCCAACGUACACGUUGUUGACCUGUCUCACUACUAGCAAGGAGACACAAURACUGAGGGCAUCUGAGCUAGUUUGACCGUUGAAAUAUACUUCUGGCUUUAGAAGAAGGCUAAAUUGUACUAAAGUCCAACUACCUAAUCACACCAUACAAAUGUAGCCUCAUUAGAUUUUGCAAAGAUGAGCGAGAAGUGUGUGUCGAGUUUGUGUCCGAGCGCAUGUAUUUGUGUCUGACUUGACUGUAUGCCAUCGAUUUGAAAGUGACCGAAGCACAGUAGCUAUGAAAAAGGGAGAGGCUUAUUCUCAAGUAGCACUGURGUUGUCCUCAUUUUUGUCCAACACACAGAGACAAUUGUCCUCUUCGGGGUCUUUAACGGCAUUGUGUUUACAUCACAAGAUAAAUCAGUAUUCGGUUUGUUAUUAACACCAUAAUUACCUAUCUCUACAGUCUAMUGCAUUUUGUUUUUUAACAAUCGUUCUGGGGUAUCUAAUGUUUUUCUGUAUUUUAUUUUCUGUCGGGUGUAAAUUGAAUUUUAUAUACAAGAGGGCGCUCUAUAUUGACUUUAGUUAAAUGCCAUAAUAAUGAUAUGAUAGAUACAAUGGAUUAAAAGAAGUCCAAAAAAAUACUAUAUAACACAGCGGGCUGGGCCCUCUUGCAUUCGCAUUGUUAUGAGAACUAAUAUUGUGUCCCAAAAGGCUCCCUGUUCCCUACACCGUAAGCAACUUUUUGUUCCGGGGCCCUACGGGCCAUGGUCAAAAGUAGUGCACUAUAUAGGGAAUAGGGUGCCAUUUAGGACACUAGCCUAAGACAGAUGUGCUUUGUACAGAGUUUUAAAAAAAAUAUGUUUUUAGAGGGGUGCAAUUUGCCCAACUCACUACUAACUAGAUCAUUACCAUUAGGCUUGGUCCUGRCCUUGCUUCAGAAGCACAGCUAAACAGUAACUAUCACUAUAUAUAUUUUUUUUUUUACAUGCAUCCCCAAUGGAUUGUUCCCAGACAUAAAAGGAUAGUUCAGCGAUUUUAGAUUUUUAGAUAUAUAAAAUGGGUGAACUAUCCCUUUUAACGAAGAAGGCGAUGAAGUGUAGAAGUGGCGCUCUUUAACAAUGGCAACAAGUUGGAUUUUGGAUCGGUGAAAUAACGCUAGAUCAAUUGUUUCCAUUUAUGCUUUGUAGUCAAAAUAUUUAUUUAUAAACACCCUUCUUAUUUACAAGCGUGGGACCUGGCCAGGACAUUACACCUCGUCCUAGCUAGGUCCCACCUGGUUAAUGAUUUCACAAAAUGGUUCUUAAUAUGAUGUAUGCCUGGGAUAAACACGCCAUGUUUUCAGUUUAAAGUUAGUAGGCUACACCUGACAAAUCAUAGUUUAAAGAAGAACUGUUAUCUUUUUAUGGCUUUUUUUUAUUCAGAAACCUGUAUGGCAGUGAGUGUCUAUGUAUGACCAUUGCAUACCAUGUUGCCAACAACGAUUGAGUGAUUGAGACGUUUGUUUUUUUUGUUGCAUGAAACGAGACACUGUUCUCCUACCUCAUGUUGUGAUAUAAAAUGUUUUUUAAGCAGAGGACACUGCAUCUUUUAACCGUUGAUCAUCAUUGAUAUUUACUAGUAAACGAUGACGACAUACCUGUACUUGCUUUUAGCUAAUACCUCAGUUGUAUAUCUCGUGUUCAGUGUUUUUUUUUCUUCUCCCGCCCUUAUUUCAGAUCUUGUAAAUAUACACUGUGUAAACAAUGAACUUGGAUCACAUUCAAGUAAAGUUCUGUAGUGUCACAA
This is a messenger RNA of Salvelinus sp. IW2-2015, 7266 nucleotides long. Its product is annotated as ski-like protein. The record is from RefSeq and is a predicted model, not a curated record. Gene Ontology annotation, biological process: negative regulation of BMP signaling pathway; negative regulation of transcription by RNA polymerase II. Gene Ontology annotation, cellular component: nucleus. Gene Ontology annotation, molecular function: RNA polymerase II cis-regulatory region sequence-specific DNA binding; SMAD binding; DNA-binding transcription factor activity, RNA polymerase II-specific. NCBI's taxonomy places the organism in Eukaryota, Metazoa, Chordata, Actinopteri, Salmoniformes, Salmonidae.